AUGACACUUGCUUUAAGAGCAAAAGACAAGUUAGGAUUUGUAAAUUGUAGUGUGCAAAUUCCUCCUGUUGGCUCCACUGGUUUUGAGAAGUGGAUGAGAGUUGAUAGCAUGAAACUAUGGGAUAAACUUGGUAUUUUAAAGCAUCAUCUAACUAUUUGUGAAUGUGGUGUUUUGAUUCUAGGCAGGUUAGGUGAAAUGGAUUUCUUUGGUUUUGCAGAUGCACGUUUCUUCACAAAUAACUUCAAAUCUGCUUCUUUUACCCGCCUUGAUGAUGCCAUUGCUUCCUUUAAUCAUGUAAUUCAUAAGCAUCCUCUGCCUUCUAGGUUUCAUUUUAAUAGAUUCUUAUCUGCCCUCGUGAAAAUUAAACAAUAUCACACUGUCCUUUCCAUGUCCAAAACAAUUGAAUUGCUAGGAAUCUCUCACGAUCUUUAUUCUCUUAACAUCUUAAUUAAUUGCUUCUGCCGCUUACACCUUGUGGAUUUUGGCUUCUCUGUUUUUGGUAAGAUGCUCAAAUUCGGAUUGGAGCCUGACGUUGUCACGUUUAAUACCUUAAUUAAUGGGCUUUCUAUAGAGAGUAAAAUGGACAAAGCAUUGGAAUUUUUCGAUGAUAUGGUUGCACGUGGUUAUCAACCUGAUGUUUAUACUUACAAUACCAUAAUAAACGGAAUGUGUAAAUUUGGGAAAACAAAUGUGGCUAUUGGGCUACUAAAGCGGAUGGCUGAUAGAGGUUGUGAGCCAAAUGUUGUGACAUACAGUGCAAUCAUUGAUGCCCUUUGCAAGGAUGAGCUAGUUGGUGAGGCUUUAGAGCUCUUCUCUCAAAUGAGGAAUAAGGGCAUUUCACCUGAUGUCAUCACUUACACUGGUUUAAUUCACGGCGUUUGCAAAUUAGGCCAAAAGAACCAAGCUUUGGCCUUGAUGAAUGAAAUGGUGGAGCAGAACAUAUCACCUGAUGUUUAUACCUUCAAUGUAUUGAUUGACGCUCUUUGUAAGGAUGGGAUGGUUUCAGAGGCUCAAAAUACAUUCAAUGUAAUGAUUCAAAGAGGUGUAGAGCCUGAUGUGGUCACCUACAAUUCCUUAAUUGAUGGUCUUUGCAUUUCAGACCAAUUCAAGGAAGCUUUGACCUUGUUGAAAGAAAUGGUGGGGAGGAACAUAUCCCCUAGUGUUUUUACCUUCAAUAUAUUGAUCGACACUCUUUGUAAGAAAGGACUGGUUUCAAAUGCACAGAAAAUAAUCAAGAUAAUGAUUCAAAGAGGUGUGGAACCUGAUGUUGUCACUUAUAAUUCAUUGAUGGAUGGAUAUUGUCUGUGCAAGCAAAUUGAUAAGGCUAGAAAGGUAUUUGAUCUGAUGGUGACCAAUGAAAUAGCUGACAUUUUAGGCUACAACAUUUUGAUCAAUGGAUAUUGUAAGUGCAAAAUGAUAGAUGAUGCAGAGGAACUUUUUGAUGAAAUGUCUCAUAAAGGUUUAGUUCCUAAUGUUGUUACUUAUCAUACUCUUAUAAAGGGUAUGUUUCAAGCAGGGAGGCCCCAAAAUGCAAAAGAGCUUUUUAAGGAUAUGUGCUCUCAUGGUCAACAGCCAGAUAUAGUAACCUUCUCAAUUAUGAUUGAUGGCUUGUGUAGACAGGGGAAUCUCGAUGAGGCACUCACACUAUUGAAAGCAAUGGAGAAAAGUCAGUUGAAGCCUAAUGUUGUGAUCUAUAGCAGUCUGAUCAAUGGUAUGUGCAAAGUUGGGAAGAUUAAUGAUGCCAAGGAACUUUUUUCUAGUCUUUUUGAAAUUGGUUUACAACCUGAUGUUUAUGUAUAUAACGCAAUUAUGAAAGGACUCUGCCAACAAGGAUUAAUGGAUGAAGCGUAUAAGGUAUUUAAAGACAUGGAAAAGGUAGGAUGUUUACCAGAUAAUUGUUGUUAUAAUAUCAUCAUUCAAGGGUUUCUCAAGCAUGAGGAUUUACCAAAAGCAUCAGAACUAAUCAACGAAAUGGUUGAUAAGGGGUUCUCUGCUGAUGAUGCUACCACAGAAUUGGUAGUAUAUUUAUCGCGGAAUAAUAAUCUCAUUCUGAGGCUUUUAAAGGUGCGCAAUGAGGGAUCAGCAAACUAAAGUUGUUAUAUCUUGACCAUUCAUGUGUAUCUUGGAGCGCAACUUGACAUGGACUAGAUCUCUUUGAUAUAAGAUUGUUGAUGAAUGGAGGUCAUGGAUUUCUAAUCAUCAAGUUGCUGGUACUUGCAAGGAUAUGACUACAACUUCACCUUUCUAACUAUAAAGGGCGCAGGAUAUACAGUCCCAGAAUACAAGGUAAGAGAAUCACUAGACUUCUACAGCUGUUGGUUGGAUGAAAUGUCACUAAAAUUAUAGACAACAGAAAAUGUUAUGGGAAUUGAGGGAAAAGCAAACAUCCUCUUUGUUACCUUUUUUUUUUCUAGUCAUCAAAUUGGGUAUAUAUAUAUAUAUAUAUAUAUAUAUAUAUCCUUAAUUUCUUUUAUUUUCCUUCAAGUCAAAUCAGUGAAAUCAUUGCAUUAGCGUCUAAUAAUAUGAAGUUCACAAUCUUUUCCAAUGAAAUCAAUUUUUUAACAUGAAAAUUUGAAUUUUAGAAAUGCUUGUGGAAGGUAUAUAUAUAUUCUUCCCUUUGAGAUUCUUUACUUUGUGCCAAGUUGAUUGGAUGUACUGUUUGAGACGUUAGUUAAGUUAGGCAAGAAAAGUUGUUUUGGUUGUUUCUUUUCUCCUUUCAGCAGUAUAUAAUGAGACAUCUUAUGUUUUUUUACCACUUUCUAAACCUUGUAAUAUACUCAAUAAAAUUUUCUUUGGGCUCUUGUUUGUA
Molecule: messenger RNA, 2809 nt
Organism: Manihot esculenta (cassava)
Lineage: Eukaryota; Viridiplantae; Streptophyta; Magnoliopsida; Malpighiales; Euphorbiaceae
Product: pentatricopeptide repeat-containing protein At1g63330-like
Exons: 6
Coding region: 1-2091 (696 amino acids)
Molecular function (GO): protein binding
Source: RefSeq, a predicted model, not a curated record